GAAAAAUUUUGUUCAAGAAAAUGUUCGAUAAAUUUGCCUUAUUGUCUUGGCAAUGAACACGUUUGGGCUCAGUUUAUUGAUGAGAAUGGGUUGUGUGUGUGCCAGGGAGUCUGUGCAAGUCGGUAGUAGGCGGUAUUUUGUCAAAGAACGCCUUGGAGAAGGGGGAUUCAGCUACGUUGACUUGAUAGAGGACCGACACAACCACAAGUAUUACGCUCUCAAACGUAUCGCAUGUCAUUCCAAGGAAGACGAAAGACUGAGCAUGGUUGAGGUGGAAAUCAUGAAGACGUUUGAGCAGAGCAACCUUUGUCCGUGUGUGGAAUCAGCGAUAUCACCUAUCAACGAUCCUUUGAGGUCUCUCAUCAGUGAGGUUUUGAUUGUUAUGCCAUAUUAUAGGAAAGGUACGCUGCAAGAUGAAAUUGAAAUGAUGGCCAAACGACUCGAGCACAUGAGAGAGGAGAGAAUCCUUCGAUUAUUCCGUGGAAUCUGUGAAGGAUUGAAAGUUAUGCAUUCCCACAACCCACCAUAUGCCCAUAGGGAUAUAAAGCCAGCUAAUGUUCUGAUUGGAGACGGUGAUACGCCUGUGAUAAUGGACUUUGGCUCAGCAGCUAAAGCCAGAGUAGAGAUAAAGGGUGCUUCAGAGGCAAGGAGACUUCAGGAUAUAGCCGCUGAAAAAUGUACCAUGCCAUUUAGACCGCCCGAGUUGUUCAAUGUUGAAAGUUACUGUGUGAUAGAUGAGAGGGUCGAUAUCUGGUCAUUAGGGUGCACGUUAUACGCGAUGGCAUUUUUAGAAUCUCCGUUUGAACAGCCGUUUGUGCGAGGGGACAGUGUGGCAUUGGCUGUGAUGGCCGGAAAAAUCCCCUUACCAGACAAUACCAUUUAUUCCACCGAUCUUGUGAGUUUGAUUAAAUCUAUGUUGAACGUCGACAUCAAACACCGGCCGUAUCUCGAAUCGGUUAUAAAUCAGACAGAGAACCUGAUAAACAUGGCGGAGAAUCGAAUUUGAACGUUCGUAUCAGAUGGUGUGAUCGUUAAUCGUAUGCAUGGGGUGGUGUUGGGGUAGAGAAGGUCAGGAGCUUGAGAUAUUGGGGUCGACAGACACCAGAAUGUUGUGCCCUAGCAAAAUCCGACUUAGCGUCAUUCUCUUCAUAUAUUGGCCAAAGACUUUGCCAAGGGGUUGUGCUAAUUAAUUACUGAGCUAUUGACUUCAAAGGAAUUGAUCCCAGUGUUAAAAAACGAUGAUAUGCGCUGGCCUUAUUUUUGUGUGAAUGGUUAAAAUCUGUAAACGUUUCAAAUGGAGUUUUUUUAGCUUUUUUCGUUGAAACUUUGCUGCGAUUUUGCUGCAAUAUUUAUGUUAAUGCCUACCAGUGUACUUGGUGUGCAAUACUGUGUUUAUUGAUAGAUGUAACAUUCCCUUGUAAAGAUGAGGAAAAUAUAUCAGACAUUCCAUUUUACAAGUUCCGGUUAGGUUUUGAUCAAGGUGAAUAUUCGAGCUUAGCUUGUGGUGGGUGUGAGUGCUCAGAGUUAUGGUCUUCAAAGGAAUUGAUACCAGAGUGGAAGUAUUAGCUCUCUCACUAAACACGGUGAGGGUGUUGCUAAGAUGGGAACCUCGCUAAAGUUUUUGGCAAAGUUGUGCUUCACACCAACAUUGUGUGGUGGGAUGGUGGCUAAUACUAGUACAUGUAUUGUCGGAAACACAUUAUUUGAAGUCAUGUGUUUUUGAUAUUUUACACGUAUACAUGUAGGUACGUGUAGUUUAUCAAUGUGGAAAUGUUUGUCAGUUUAUUUGAAACGAAUUUGUUAUUGGACGACUGAUUCACUCUCAGAGCGGAAGUCGGUGUGGGUGUCGUUAAUGGUGUGCAUUCCCUGUAUUACAACUGAAUCACCUUGAUGAAUUAAAUGUAUUCAUUGACAUAUUUUAAAUAUUUAUUCACAGAUAUUUAUUGAAACAAUUGAGUAUUAUCGUUAAAGUUCGUAAUAACAGGUGGUCCAGGAAAAUAGAAAUGCAUUUAUGCAUAAUGCUGUAGCGCAGUUAUUAUGCAUGCAAAUUUGUUGAAACUUGGUAUUUAUAGAAUUUGUGUACCAGCCGACACAAUGGCAAUGCUAAAAUUCAUAUUUAGUAGGUAUUAACGCAUAUGGAAAUUUCUCAAAUUCAGUUUCAAUUAACGAAUGGCAUAGGCCUUUAAGAUAGUCUUACUUUUUCCCUGGGCGUGUUGGGUCCUUGUAUAUGUAUCAAUUGCUGUACAUUGAAGUGCUGAUCAGUAUCAUGUUAAAAACCCCAUUUAUGUUGCAAACAAAUAAAUAUCAAAAUAAAUCAGAUGUCUAAUGCA
Lineus longissimus is the source of this 2330-nucleotide messenger RNA. Its product is annotated as serine/threonine-protein kinase 16-like. The transcript has 7 exons. NCBI's taxonomy places the organism in Eukaryota, Metazoa, Nemertea, Pilidiophora, Heteronemertea, Lineidae. Gene Ontology annotation, molecular function: ATP binding; protein serine/threonine kinase activity. Gene Ontology annotation, biological process: protein phosphorylation. Gene Ontology annotation, cellular component: Golgi apparatus; cytoplasm. The record is from RefSeq and is a predicted model, not a curated record. Bases 53 to 1006 code for a protein of 317 amino acids.